This is a messenger RNA of Drechmeria coniospora, 1254 nucleotides long. RefSeq lists its product as uncharacterized. Gene Ontology annotation, cellular component: cytoplasm. Gene Ontology annotation, molecular function: ATP binding; argininosuccinate synthase activity. Gene Ontology annotation, biological process: L-arginine biosynthetic process; urea cycle. The record is from RefSeq and is a predicted model, not a curated record. The transcript has a single exon. The coding region runs from base 1 to 1254 and encodes 417 amino acids. Lineage: Eukaryota; Fungi; Ascomycota; Sordariomycetes; Hypocreales; Ophiocordycipitaceae.
AUGGUACGUGCAAAGGGGCCCAGGGGCCGAGUAGGUUCGCGACGCUCACGCGCGCAGGGUUCCAAAGCCGACGACGUCGUGCCGCAAGACAGCAGGCCGAUCGAAAGCUUCGAGCAGCUUUCGAGCUUCGCAAACCGGCAGGUUCCCGUCGUCACCAUGUUCAGCGGCGGACUGGACAGCACGUACCUGCUGCUUCGGCUUCAGGAGCUCGGCUUCACCGACAUCCACGCCGUCGCCGUCGACGUCGGGUCUCCGGUGGACGAGGACGGCCUCGCCAAGCACGCCGGCCACUUUGGAGCCAAGUUUGCACUCCUCGACGGUCGCGAGGCGUUCGUGAACGAGGGCGUCAUGCCCGCCAUCCGCGCCCACGCCACGUACAUGGGCAUGUUUCCCAUCAGCAGCUCGCUCACCCGUCCGGUCAUCGCGCGGCUCGUCACGGACUACGCCAAGAGCGUCAAGGCAGGUCUGCUGCUCCACACGGCCAACCUGUCGCAGAACAGCCUGCCGCGGCUGAACAACUGCAUUCGGCGCCUGGGCUUCGGCGGCCGGUUCGGAAGCCCGUAUCCGCAGUCGGUCGUCUCUCGGGAGAGGAAGGCCGAGGAGCUGUCGGCGGCGGGGCUGAGCGUCAUGUCGGAGCGCAAGCUCAGCGGCGACGAGAACCUGUGGUGCCGGGAGUUUGAGGACGGGCCCCUCGGCGACCCCGAGGGCUUCCGCAUCCCCGAGGAGGCCUACCAGUGGACCCGACGGCGCGGCGAUCAGGCGAGCCAGAAGCUCACGCUCGGCUUCGAGGACGGCAACCUCGUGUCGGUCGACGGCAAGACGGGUCCUCUGAUGGAGGCCAUCGAGGUGCUGAACAGGGAGGUGGGCAAGUUUGGCCUCGGCCGGUUCGUCGGGCUCGAGCCGCUGUCGACCGACGACAAGGCGCUGGAGAUUCGCGAGGCGCCGGCGGCGGCCAUCAUCAUGGACGCGCUCCGCCAUCUCGAGAUGGCGACGCUCGAGACGAAGACGCUCGAGCUGAAGCAGCAGCUCGAGCAGCAGUGGGUUCGGGAAGCCAUCGCCGGCCACUGGGGAGCCAAGUGCCACAGCAUGUGCGAGGCCGCCAUCGUCGCCUCCCUGCGAGGCGUCGGGGGCCGCGUGACCUACGACAUUGACCACACGAGAUUCCUGCCCUGCUCGAUCGAGGCGACGAAUCCUCGUUAUAUCCGGGAUCGGGACCACUGGGAGCGAGGACAGCAGCUGCGGUGGAGAAAAUGA